Schistocerca americana (American grasshopper) is the source of this 5713-nucleotide messenger RNA. RefSeq names its product protein spinster (gene spin). The coding region runs from base 92 to 1699 and encodes 535 amino acids. Gene Ontology annotation, biological process: transmembrane transport. The record is from RefSeq and is a predicted model, not a curated record. NCBI's taxonomy places the organism in Eukaryota, Metazoa, Arthropoda, Insecta, Orthoptera, Acrididae. Gene Ontology annotation, cellular component: membrane. The transcript is spliced from 9 exons. Gene Ontology annotation, molecular function: transmembrane transporter activity.
ACGGGGGGGGUGUGUGUGUUCCGUCGUGGAGAAUGGAGUUUCAUUUGGCGUUCUGUGUUCAGAGUGCGCGGUGAUAGUCCCUGCAGUACAUAUGCCAGCUCAGAAACUUGUUGAUAAGCAUUCUCUGAAGAUUCUAAACAUGGAGCCUUCAAAUCUACCGCAGAAUCACUCUCAUCAACAGCUGAUGGGCAAUGGUGAUGAUUCAGACAGUAUUGACACCACAGUUCCAACAUUAACUGCCGGACCAGAUGCAUCGCAAGGGAGGCGUGGCACCGGCAUCAGAUUGCGUGAUAAAAUAACUGUCGCAGUAUUGUUCUACGUCAAUCUCAUCAACUAUAUGGACAGAUUUACAGUGGCUGGUAUCUUACAACAGAUUCAAACACACUACAACAUUGGUGAUGACAAAGGUGGCCUAUUGCAGACUGCCUUUGUUCUCAGUUACAUGGUGUUUGCACCAGUCUUCGGCUACCUCGGUGAUAGGUACAAUCGCAAACUACUGAUGGCACUGGGUGUCCUUCUGUGGAGUGGCACCACUCUUGCUGGUUCCUUUGCAAAUAGUUACCAUAUGUUCCUGACAUUCCGUGCCCUUGUUGGGAUUGGAGAAGCAAGUUACUCAACUAUAGCUCCAACUAUUAUUAGUGAUCUCUUUGUUAAGGACACUAGAUCAAAAAUGCUAGCUCUGUUUUAUUUUGCAAUCCCAGUUGGCAGUGGCCUGGGCUACAUCAUUGGCUCAGAGACUGCGCGUGCCACUGGUGUGUGGCAGUGGGGUUUGAGAGUAACCCCUAUAAUGGGUGCUAUUGCCGUAAUUCUCAUACUCUUGGCAAUGGAAGAUCCAAUGAGAGGCGAGAGUGAAGGGAGAUCGGAUAUCGGACGAACUUCUUGGCUGCAAGAUAUUCGUGCUCUUGGCAAUAAUGCCAGUUUCAUGCUGUCAACCCUCGGCUUCACUUGUGUCGCAUUUGUUGCUGGUGCCCUGGCGUGGUGGGGUCCAAUGUUUAUUCACUAUGGACUUGUUCUACAACCUGGCCACGAAAAUGCAACUCUUAAUGAUGUUUCUUAUAAGUUUGGAAUCGUGGCCAUGUUUUCUGGAUUGGUUGGGGUUCCUCUGGGUUCCUGCUUGGCUCAAUUUUUGAGACCUAGAUACCCUCGUGUGGAUCCUAUGAUAUGUGCCAUAGGGUUACUUAUUAGUGCCCCACUACUGUUCAUCGCAUCACUCCUAGCUGAAAGUAGCAUCUCUGUAUGUUACAUAUUUAUAUUUUUUGGAGAAGUAUUCUUGAACCUCAACUGGUCUGUAGUGGCUGACAUGUUGUUGUAUGUUGUAAUACCAACCAGAAGAUCAACAGCAGAAGCGUUCCAGAUUCUUCUUUCCCAUGCUCUAGGUGAUGCUGGCAGCCCUUAUUUAAUUGGUGUGAUUUCUGAAGCUCUGAAGACAUCACUAAACAGACCAGAUGUUUCUUUACAUGCUAAUUCCACAAUUCUUAGAAAUGACACUAUGAUAAUUGGAGUUCAUGAAACGGAGGAUCCUGUUGUGCGGUUCAAAAGUCUGCAAUAUGCUCUAUUCACAACAAGUUUUGUUGAAGUACUUGGUGGUCUCUUUUUCUUGAUAACAGCUCUGUACAUAAUUCGGGACAGAAAAAAAGCAGAACUGGAACAUCAAGGUGCUGAACAUCCACAGCCAAGACAUCUUUUUGCUGAUGACUGAAAGUGGUUUAGGGCUGUAAAUCAUUACACGGUGUGUUGGGCAGUAUUUAAAAGUGCACGCUGUUCCUAAUUCCCUAUGUGAGUGUGGUCAUUUGUUAUGUUGUAGUACUGACAGAAACAAUGUGCUUACAUUGCACCAAGUGCUGGUGAGUUUGAUAGUAAAUGCAAGUCUGCAGUAUAUGAUGUGAACAGUGCAACAAGGAAAUGGUUUAAUCAGUUUUAGGGAAAUGUGCUCUGCAUUGUUACAUAAUAUUUAUUGUACUUACCCAGCAGUUAGCAAGGACUGACUAGAUGUGCUGUACAGUUAGUGAUAAAAAUUGAGUGGUUCAAAGAAAUAUUUGUCUUGUCAAAAGAAACUUGAUAAAAGAUUGUGAUACUGAUAUUUCUAUUUUUGUGCUGAAAAUAAUUUGUUGUAACUUUUAUCAUGAUGCAGAAAUCUGCGUUAUGUAAAUGCAUCAUACACUGGGGCAGAAAUUAAAUUUCUGUUGCUUUUUACAACAUUAUCUGUCCGGUUAUAUCUCAGUGAGAAGUUGGUUGAUCAAAUUUUUAUGUAUAAUUAUGCAAAUGGCAUUGAAUUAUUACGUCAACAGUGAAAUGAGUCAAGAACAAAACUGUAUCAGUGUCUUAAUUUCUGUUGUAUUUGUGCACCAUUGUUUAGCAGUUUUGUAAGAAUCUAUCAUUGUUAGCUGAAUAAUGUUAAGUUGUUCUGUGCCACUUUCUUGACAGUGACUUAAGUUGAUACUGUCCAUUUGAUAACAACAAAAUUUAUGUAACUUUUUGCAGAGCAGAUAUGAAACUGUUUAUAUUAAACAGUAAACAACAUUUCAUUGCUGAGCAAUGAGCAUGAUAAACACAUGUCCAAGAAUUGUUCCAUGCCACUUAGAUAUAUAUGGAUUUUGUGUGAAGUUAGCCUGGCACUCAAAAGUAUGUACAGUAAUUAUUAAACUGAGCACUUCCAUGUUUACUCAGUCGUCUGGCACUAACAAAGAAAGUCCACUUGCCAAAAUACUGAAGUAUUCGACUGUUCACCCUGAAAUUCAGUUAAAAUAAAUUCAUUAAAAUUUUUUCAACCAACAAUCAAUGGUAUAUGGAUUUUUCAUUUUUUACAUAGUAAUUAUCUCAUUAGUUAAUGCCAUCUUCCAAAAGAAAUUUUUACAGCAAGAAAAAUAAAAGGUUGUGGUUCCAAACUCGUAACUAAAUAAGUAAGUUCAUUACAGACAAUAGAGUGACAACUAUAGUGGGGUGGGGGUGGAGGGAGGGGUACUAUGCUGUGUGUAUUUUGCUCAGGGUUUUCUAUAACAUUAUUACAGAAGUUUACUGUUCAUAAUGAUGAAAACAAUUAACUUAAUUGUUCUGUACUACAUUACUUCCUUUUAUAACAAGAUAUUAGAUAUUUACCCUGAUGGUAAAAAUGCUUUUGCUUUCUCAUGUGCAUUUGAGUAUCUCUUCACCCACUUUUUUCCCCCCAGGAGCUAGUAGAACAGAUACCUUUUCUGUUACCUUUUGUCAGACAUCAUUAAACUGUGGAAUCAAAGACUGUAUCAUAAUUACUGAAAGACUUGGAAUUUUCUUUAUGAAAUUAUUGGUUAAGAACAUGUGUAAGUUCAAACAUGUCAGAUGUUUUGGUUAUUUGUAUAAGAACAGUACUCUUCCACAAAAAGAAGCUUAACAUUUUAGUAGCAUUUAAGUGUAAUGUGACUAAAAGCAAAAGUUUUAUUUAAUCUGGAAUUGUAACAUAAAUAUGUGUUACGUAUUUUUGGUAUCACUGGAUGUACAUCAUUUAUUACUGUUCACUGUUAUACUCUAAAUGCAGUGUUUAUUUGUCAUCAUUAAUCUGUAAUUCACUUUGUUACUAUAUUGGCAAGAAAAGGAUGUUGUAAUUAAGUCUUCAGCAUUGGUUUUGAUUCUACUGUUACGUAAAACUUGCACAAUUGUAAAUCUUCAAACGAAUUAUUUAACAUCAGAAAAAAUAACUGAUUACAUGAUUGCAUGUAAUAACUGUAACAACUGGUGACAAAAAAGAGUAGGAAAGGAGCAAAAGAAUAAGGAGGAGGAGGAAGAAGAAGAAAUUAUUGUUUGUAAGUGUCAUUGACAAUACGAUGUAAAUCAUUUCAUGCCUUAUUGAGGUCAAGUUAGGACUACUUGAUUUACUACUUACUUUGAUAAUGAAUACCACUAUCUUGCCACAGGAGUCUUGCAUUGGAAAUUUUUUAUAUAUAUGCACUCUGUGUUUUAAUUAAAUGAUUCUGAAGAUUGUCAUCUCGGCAUUUGCUAAAAGAAUUGCCGGUUAAUUUAGUUUGCAUUAUGUUACUGCCCCCUCCUCCACACCUUUCCUUCCACUUGAUUAUUUGAUAGUAUGGCAUUUGAUAGUACCACAUUUGUCACAUAACUAAUCUUUCCCAAUUUCCCAUAGGAACUGUGUUAAAUAUCUCCUGACGAAACUUAACUCGCCCACUGGAUCCCAAAUAUCUAGUUAAUUUGUAACUAAACUCAUGUAGAUAUUGCCAGCAGUAAUGUUUCAGCUGGUUAACACCCGCUGUCAUUAAAACUAAAUUUUUCAUUAAGGCAUUUCAUGAAGAUGGUGAAACAGUGUUUGACCUACUGCUCACCUAGCGUCAAUCUCUUUCCAUUUUCAAUAGCUUUCUGCAGAAUUUCAAUGGCAUGAGUACCAUUAGGAAAAAUAUUGUAGACAUAACAUAACUCACAGGUUGAGUAUUGUCCAUAAAAGCUGGAAAUAAAAGCUAGAGUUGAAUUCCAGCCCACAAUUAGCAUUAUAUCAUAGUCUGAUUUUAGUGGAUACCAUCUACUAUAUUAUGCUUCCAAAUUAUUGUGAUAUACAAAUCCAGCCAGUAUACAAAAUAAUUGGACUAUACUGUUAAGAAAAGUGGAAUUUGUAGAAAAACAACUUUUUCAUCAUCAGCCAUUUGUCACCUACUCCCUGAUAAAGGCCGCCUCUUCACUUUCACGUGCACUGCUGUUUUCAGCUAAUCCUCUAUGUUUGCAAAUACCAUUGUCUACCCUCCUCCCACUAAAUAGUCAACUUAGUCUCUUUUUAGCUCUUUGAAUGUAAUAAAGGGCUUCUAUGGUACAAUGACCAUCCAUUUACUUGACUUCUUGUGACGCCCCCCUAAAUUUCAUUUUCACCACAGUUUUAGUUAUGUCUCCUACUCCCAUUUGCUUCCUGAUACAUUUCUUUAUUUUUGUAUAGUAAUUGUCAACAUGCACCACUCAUUUGUUCAUUGUUGUCAGAUUAAAAUAUUCAUGUUUAACUGACAUUAGUCAAAACUGAUAAUACACACUGAUUCAGAAACAUCAGAAUCUCCAGUAUGAAGACAGUAAAUUAUGAAAAGCAGUCCAGGUCAGUUUUAUUCUUCUGUUGGGGUUUUUGUGUAUCACGUUAUUUCCUUUUAUGUGGUCUAAAUGCAAAAACUCAUCAACUAGUUUGAUGACUUAAUUGUUUAUUGACCAGGGGGAGAGGUUACAAAUACUUGUUUGGCUAUCUAGAUUUAAGUUUCCAUGGUUAUUCUAAAUCAGUCAUGACAAAUGCCGGGAUGCUUCCUCUGAAGAGGAUGGGACUCAUUUACUAAAUCGUGCUUCCUUAAUCUGAGCUUGUGGUCUCUCUCUAAUGAUGAUAAAUGCUAAUCUCCCUUUCUUUCAUGAAGAUUCUUAUAGACAUGAUGUGUGAAUGAAUGAAUAGUAAAUGUUUUCGCAAAGCCUGACAGCUAGAAUCCACAUCUAAAAUAAAUCCUCUGGAUGUAUGUUAACCUGAUUAACUAAACAGCAUUCUCAAAGGUAAUCAAAUGACCUGUAACAUUGUCUCCACCACACAGAGGAUACAUGUCAAUUUAUAGAUCUAGGUCCCUAUAUUUGAUUACAUUUGUGUCACUAAUGACAUGUUAACAUCUAUGUAUUUUAGCUGUCUUGAUAUCUUGCACGCUAAAUGCAUCUUAUGACUAUCUGGGUUCUAAACAGAAGGAAACAUAUUGUGGCAGUAAGUGUGAAACAAAACUAUGGG